Schistocerca nitens (vagrant locust) is the source of this 3788-nucleotide messenger RNA. RefSeq names its product protein-L-isoaspartate O-methyltransferase domain-containing protein 1-like. The coding region runs from base 554 to 1792 and encodes 412 amino acids. NCBI's taxonomy places the organism in Eukaryota, Metazoa, Arthropoda, Insecta, Orthoptera, Acrididae. The transcript has 5 exons. Gene Ontology annotation, molecular function: protein-L-isoaspartate (D-aspartate) O-methyltransferase activity. The record is from RefSeq and is a predicted model, not a curated record. Gene Ontology annotation, biological process: protein modification process. Gene Ontology annotation, cellular component: cytoplasm.
CCGCGCAGUUAGCGCCUAAGAACUCACAAAGGCGGUGGUAUAAUUGUCAAGACUGGCGUCUGAAAGUUUUGUGUUGUUGUGUAUCUGUUUACUUUCGAGUUGAAAUAGUUUAUUCUAUUCCUGGAUCCAUCGCAGGAAUUUAUGUGCGUUUAGUUUUAUUAGAAAGAACAUUGCCUGGGAAAAAUAGUAUUUUUAAAUGACGCGUUGAAGAUCUUGGUCUCUGACGUUUUUUAAACUCAACCAGCUGAUCGACCUUGAACUCAUCCCCUCAGCUUGUACAUACUACAUAUAUUCAGCUGUUAUGAAGAUUCAGUACAUUGGCAGUUAACCCUGUGUAGGUUUCAAGUCAACAGUACAAAAACAUUUAGUGAGUAAAUAGGAUUUGUUGUCAGAUUUCGAUUAUAUCGUAGCGAAUCAUACAACAUGGAGUAACAAAGAAUAAUACGUACAGAUACGACGUAAUGAAGAAUGGAACAUAGCUGUUAAAGAGAGUGUUUAUUUUACAGUCCAUUGAUAGUGAGGGAGAUACACUGAUUGUGUACGACAGUUCACCAUGGGAGGUGCUGUAAGUGCUGGAGAAGACAAUGAUGAUUUAAUAGAUAACUUGCUAGAAGCUGACUACAUCAAAAGUUCAGAUGUCGAACGAGUUUUUCGAGCCGUUGAUCGUGCACAUUACUUCACACCAGAUUUUCAGGACACAGCAUACAAAGACGUUGCUUGGAAAAAAGGAAAUCUACAUUUGUCUGCUCCCUGCAUAUACAGCGAAGUGAUGGAAAGUUUGCGUCUUGCCCCCGGUUUGAGUUUCCUUAAUCUUGGUUCGGGAACUGGCUAUUUAAGCACAAUGGCAGGCUUGAUUUUAGGGCCGUAUGGUGUAAAUCAUGGAAUAGAAAUUCAUGAGGAUGUAUUGGCGUAUGCCUGUGUGAAAUUGGAAGAAUUUAAAAGAAUUUCUCCUGCACUUGAUGAAUACGAAUUUUGUGAACCAAAGUUCGUGAAUGGAAACUGUCUGAAUCUGGGUUCAGAUGUGCGGCAGUAUGACAGGGUUUACUGUGGAGCAGGAUGCCCAGAAAACCAUGAGAAUUACAUGAAAAACCUCAUUAAGGUCGGAGGCAUACUAGUAAUGCCAUUGAAUGAGCAGCUUCUCCAGAUUUCUCGCACUUCAGACACAACUUGGGAUGUGAAAUCAGUACUUCCUGUGUCAUUUGCAUCACUUUUGGUACCUGAUCAAAAAGGGUUCAACCACCAAGUAACUCUACCUGAUACAGCGCCACCAAGCUUGCAGGAAGCAUGUCGAGUAGUAUUACGACGGGAGCUACGCCGACUGGUGGAAGCAGAAUUACCACCUCCACCACCACCAGCUCCUCGCCGUCCUCGAUCGAGAGCCUCUGGUUUACGCAGGCAUACAUUUGGGCAGUUAAUGCUUCCAUUGCUUGAUGGAUCAGUAGAGGAACUGCGACCUGUGGCAGGUGUUGUGCGUCUGCCUGCUCCACCAUCUGGUUUCAGGAGUGGGGGACGAGGUGGAAAACGCCGCAAAUCUGACUCGGGCCUCGGAGAUGAGGAGGACGCUGACAUUGAAAUUUCAGGUGAUUCACCUUCAGGGGAAGAAAUGGCAUCUGGUUCUGACCUGUCUGAUGCAGAUGGAGAUGACUCACCACCGCCCCCACGUCGCCGUACUCCAGCUACAGUACGAACUCCACCUGGUGCAGCUUAUGCUGCAGGUAUGCGUGCCAAGAUCCUUCAGUUGCCACUCCCUCCUACUCUAAAGAGUUUUCUGAACCUGAACAGGGACUUCUAAUAGAGUGAAAGUCCUCUUUUACAUUGGUGAAUUUCUUUUAUUAUGUGGAGAUUGUUGUUUACAUGCCCUUCUACACUGAAAUAAGAUCAAUUUAUAAAUUAUUUUGGUUUCCUUUGCUUUUCAUUAAUUUCUGAGGCUUUCGGUUGUUUUGUGUAUAAAUUAAAGGUAUAUGCCAAAAUAAACGCAGUGGCCAAUAACAUGGUGCCUGAAAUUUUACUUUCUGUUAGAUUGAAACAAAGUACCAGUAAAAUUUUCAUUAUUAUGAUUACACGAGGAGUAUGUCAUAGCCUUGAUCUCAUUGACAGAUUUUAUAUAGUAUACCUGGGUAGGAAGCAGUGACUCUCGUUACAUAUCCUGCCAAGCACUGUAUGAAUUUGCUCCAAAAGAUGCUUACAGCUUACUCUAAUAACACAUGAGUGGAAUUCCAGUCCUCUAAUCAGAUUCUGCCAUGGAAUUUGACUGUAUCAUAGUAGCUGUUAUUUUAUAGAUGGAAAAUUAAGAUAUUCUAGAGUUCUCAAUACUCUGGUGUUUGUUUAAUGUGUUUUUACCCCAUUUCUUGUGAAGUUACCUUCAGUAGUAGCCAUUUCUAAAUGAGAUAGUACAAUGGUCAUUAAUAUGCAGCUUAUUUAUAGCUAAGCCUAUAGUUAUCAAUUCAUUUGAUAAGUUUGUUUCUUCUAGCUUCCAGUUUCAUGUGCUCCUAUUUACACUUGACUGGCCAGCUAAACUUUCAUUUCUAUGUGAUAUACUUCCCGGAAAAACAUAGGGCUGCUGAAAAGUGUCCAUAUUUAUUUUAUCUGUAGGUUCUUCAGAAAUUGUUACUUGUUGUUGUAAAUCUCUGUAUAGAUGUAGGAAAAGAGUUACAGAAAACUAUUCUGAGAAAGGGAGGAAUAAAAGUGGAAUUACAUGUGUAACUGACAAUACUGGAAAUACAAGAUACAGAUCAGAAGAAUUAACUUUAACACACAUUCUGAGAGUGACAAGGGGGGCUUUGAAAAGGAACAAGGACCAUGUCAUGACAGUUAUAAUAGUAGAAAAAUAUCUUUUGCGCAGUCAUUGUAUUACAUGUUGUGUGUGUGAUUUUAGUACUUGAUCACUUUUCUCUGGCUGCCUUCAUAUUCUGAUCAUUCUCAAUCAUUUUGUAUUAUUUUACAUGGGAACUGCUGGUUUGUAAAUGUAGCACAUUAUUACUUUCAGGCUUACAAGUGUUGUACAGGAUUUACUUGUGGUGUAACUUAAAAAUAAAUUUGGUGUAUUCCUGAUUAUUACUUGCUUGUUGAUGUAAAUACUUCAUGUUUUGUCCUUUCUGUUGUACUGCUUUCUUAUUGGAACAAAUCAGUUACUUUUUUAGAUUGUGAUGUAAGCCACUACCAGCUGUAUUAAUUGAAGACUGUUGGUAUUGUGUAAGUCCCAUAAAUCACUUGAUUAAAUUUCCCUGUAUAAAACCAAAAUAGACUCUGUUGUUCUUGGUAGUUCUGAAAUAUAGGAGGUACAUAAUGUGUAAUUAAGUAUCUUGCAAAAACAUUGUGUGUGUUCCAGUGUAACAUAUUUUCAUGAAAUAACUAUUUUUAGUUCUGUUACAGGCUUGCCCAAUUUUGCCAUAUAUGUACAAACCUAUAUGACAGACAGAUAUAUAAACUUGGUCCAGAGUUACUGAUUUCUCACACAGAAAAACCAAUUUUGUUAUAAAAGAUGUUUCUGUACUCUCCCUAUUAAUAAAAUUUUAAUUAUGUUGUACUUAAUUGCUUAUUAUGAUUCAAUGGAUUAACCUCCACCCAUUGAAGAGUGCUAAGUUUUGAAAGUUCCUAAGUUGUAAAAAUUCCUUAUAUGUAUGUCUAACAUGUCAUCAACCUUGUUAAAAAUCUAAAUGAUAAAUUGUGGUCUAUGAAAUACGAAUUGUGUAUUUUAGUGUAAAAUAUCAGUUUUGUUUGGAUAUAUUUUAUAUUUUGCUUAUGAACUUGUAUUUGUAGCAAUGUUAAUAAAUAUUUUAGACAUCAAA